GACUUCACACAAUCAUCGUUUGCAAGCACUGACUGUUUUGUUGGACUCAAAAUAAUUGGGAGGCCUGGAGGCGAGACACGAGCUGCUACUUCUGGAUGGUCUCACUGUUUUAGAGCUGCUUUCAGUUGAAGUAUUCAAGACCGAGAGCUCACGCUCUGGGUUCAUAGGUCCCGGAGCCAUGUUACUACGUGAAAUGCUCGCCACUUCACAUUUUUCUUUGCCAGACAUAUAUAUCUAGCUCUUGCUCAGCUGCAGCCUCACCAGGUAUGUCGCAGAAUAAGACGACGGUGUCGUCAACGCCAAAGAGCUGUCCGGAAUGUGGUUCUAUCCUUCGUUACUGUCGUAUGAGCACAGAUGAUGCACUCUACUUGUGUAGCAAAGAGUCGUGCGCCUACCCCCUGCUAUCGCCAUCGCUAUCUGCAUUGUUUGUCAAGAUACCGGACUCACAGAAACUUCAAGUCACUACAAAGCGCAAGGCCGCUGCAUGUAGUAGCUCUGCAUCGUCGUCGCUGUCGUGCAGCCCAGCUUCGGCGAUGGGUAGCAACGUAGGCCAGCGCUCGCCAUCUCCCUAUUCCGCUGCGGCACCUGCGGAAAAACAACGGCGGCAAAGUGCACCGCCAUCAUGGUCACGCACGUCGUUGCCAUCAUUCAAGAAAACGCCUCCUUCAACUAGCAGCACCCCAUCGCCACUGUCGCUAGCUUCGAGUCUUGGAAGUCGAACCAGCUCUCCUUGCACCCCCAAGUUCAUGGAUCAAGACAGUGUUCCAACUCCGGAGGAUAAGCAGUGGCAGCCGAAUGCCGAUUGAUCUUCAGCUUUAAGCUGAAUAGUUACCGGCAGCUGCUAUAUGGACAAAUACAUCUGGUGUGUUACCACAUUUCAGAUCUUACACCAAGUAGUUGCACGGUUCAUAACACACUCUUGAUUUUUGUGGCGUCUUGGCAAAUACCAUCGUUGUUGACAACUUGAUUAUUAUUUGACCGGGUUAUUUUGAUCUACUAGUACCACCAGGCUGGGCCUGUAUUUGAUGAUUUUUAUGUUGCAAUCCCAAAUCUCCUGGACUCAUGUGGGGUUGUGUGGAAUGAUGUACAUUAACUGCACCUGCGGUGUAGCGGUGUAUUCGAAUACGGAUUAGUCCGCCAGUAUCUCAGACCGUAAUGUUGGUGAUGAUGAUAUUCCGGAACUGAUACCUUCAUCUUGUUUUCCCUAAUACCUUUUGACUACGUACAUAUGUACCCAUUGCCAAUCACAACCUGUACUCGUACAUGUACUUGUACAUCGGGGAGUCGUGGCAUCUACAUGAUGAGGGGACGGAACGAGAUCAUUGUACCCGAA
Messenger RNA from Sycon ciliatum, 1333 nucleotides. RefSeq lists its product as uncharacterized. The transcript is spliced from 2 exons. NCBI's taxonomy places the organism in Eukaryota, Metazoa, Porifera, Calcarea, Leucosolenida, Sycettidae. Bases 267 to 806 code for a protein of 179 amino acids. The record is from RefSeq and is a predicted model, not a curated record.